AUGGAGCGCGGCAGGAUGGACACGACCACGCUCGACCGCGUGAGCAGGCUGGCGUCUAACGUGGGUGAUGCCGCUUCAAUUUCCGUGAGCCUUGGACAAAUCGACUGGGACAUCAAGCUGGUCGACCAAGACGUACGCAAGCUGCUCGCCGCGGUGCAAGGGACCUCCAAGCAGACGUAUGCAGGCACCAGCAAUGAGACGGAGCAGGGGAGGGCCUUCCUCCAGAAGCAGCUCGACGGGCUCAUGAAGGAGAAGGCGCAGUACAAGGAGAAGAGGCUGGCCCUCCUGCAGCUCCAGGACGAGCUCCCAGGGAUCCCGGAAGACGCGGCAUACUCGGACCAAAAGGCGGUCGCGGACACGACCCUUGUGUGGAAGGAGACGGUGACUAGCGGUACCUACGAUGCCCCCAAGAAGACGGCGGCUCUCUACGCCGAGGAUGCCGUUCUGUGGGGAACGGUCUCGGAGGAAGUCCGCGACACUCCGGAGCAGAUCUACGCCUACUUUGACUACUUCGCCCGGCUUCCCGAGCUGAGGGUGGUGGAGUACACCCCCGUUGCCGUGCGCGUGUACGGCGACUUUGCGAUCCAGGCCGGCACCUACACCUUCGCCUUCCAGGGAGCGGACGGAGCUACCGUGGAGAAGAGGGCCCGCUUCAGCUUCACCUUCCGGAGGGACAGGCCCGGCAGCCCGCAGCCCUGGACGAUCGUCGAGCACCACUCCUCCUCCAUGCCCACCGCGCCUGCGGGGCUCAAGCGGGUAGGGAAACUGUACUCUGUGAGGGUCUUUCUGCCGGUGGUUGUUGGUUGUGAGUUUUUCAAGGUUGGACCCAACGCUGACCUCGUCAAGGUCACCCCUAAGAAGGUCGAGAUCACCCCUGACCAGAAGGCGGUGGCGGCAACCACGAUCGUGUGGAAGGACACGGUGACUCUCGGAACCGAUGACGCUCCGAAGAAAACGGCGGCUCUCUACGCCCCUGACGCGGUUCUUUGGGGGACGGUCUCGGAGGAGGUCCGCGAAACGCCCGAGCAGAUCUACGACUACUUCGACUUCUUCGCCCGUCUCCCGAAGCUGAGGGUGGUGGAGUACACCCCGGCCCCUGUGCGCGUCUACGGCGAGUUUGCCGUGGAGGCCGGCACCUACACGUUCGCCUGGCAGGGGGAGGACGGAAAGACCGUCGAGAAGAGGGCCCGCUUCAGCUUCACCUUCCGGAGGGGCAAGCCCGGCAGCCCCCAGCCGUGGACGAUCGUCGAGCACCACUCCUCCUCCAUGCCCAUCGCGCCGGCAGAGCUUAAACCGGUGGGUGUUGCACGAGGCGCGUGGCUUGAGACAUUUGGCGGGUUCACGGCGUUUUUUUCCGGUGCCGCAUAG
Molecule: messenger RNA, 1368 nt
Organism: Ectocarpus sp. CCAP 1310/34
Lineage: Eukaryota; Phaeophyceae; Ectocarpales; Ectocarpaceae
Source: the annotation of a GenBank genome assembly